Molecule: messenger RNA, 1632 nt
Organism: Dentiscutata erythropus
Lineage: Eukaryota; Fungi; Glomeromycota; Glomeromycetes; Diversisporales; Gigasporaceae
Source: the annotation of a GenBank genome assembly
AUGAAAAAAUUGUUUUUUUUGUCCCCUUCAUAUUGUAUUGUUUUCUUUUUAUCUUGGUUCGGCCUUGGCGCGACGCCAAUUCCGAUAGCUCCCUUUUUUAACCUCCCGCUAAUAUUAGUUCUUGUCAGAACGAAACCUUUAGGCGUAAACCUUAUACCUCUAUUUCUUACUAUUGCACUUGGUGCCGGACUUGCUUAUCACGAACCUACGUCACCAUUUGGAAAUUAUUUUGAUGACUUAAAAGUUCUAGUAAUGGUUGGAUGUGUGAUUUCAGCUUUUACACUAUUUCCUAUGGUUACGCAUAGGUUCAUAUUAAAUUAUACAGAUAUAAAAGAACCCAUAGGUAGCAACAGCUGGUAUCACAGUUGGCUCAUAUUUCCGUUGCUUUGGACAGCAACAUGGUCUCUAAUUCGCAGGUAUUCUCCUUUAGGAUCGUGGGGCGAUUGGGCUUACACAAUUUAUAAUUGGGGAUAUACUGAUUAUAUGAUAUAUAAUCAUAGAAUUAAAAGAUUUAACUUUCAACAGAAUGAUACAGAAGAAACACCUUUAUUAGACAACAGAUCGUCAAAUGAUCGAAUUAAAAAGGUGUUAGAAUAUAACUGGUACUUAAUGUUCGCAUUCGGCAUUCUAUUUCUGGCUUUGUUCGUUGGUGGGUCAUAUAGACUUCAACAAAUAGAAGAUAACAAUGAGCCAUUGAAAACAAUGCCGAUUGGUUGUGUUUUACCAACUCGUGACGUUUCGAUAGAUGAUUUACUUAAAAGCUCAGACACACUUGCAACCAAUCAUAAUAGUAAAAUCGUACUUUGGUCAGAAUCAGCAAUUAGCAUUCGAAACCAAAAAGAAUUUAAUGAUAUGAUGGAUAAAGCAAAGAAUAAGACUAAAGAAAAACAUUUUUUCCUUGGUUUGACUUAUACUAUUGGAGACGAUGUAAACAUGCAUAAGAAAAAAAACAUGUUAACAUUAAUGGGACCCGAUGGCAAAGUAAUUUUUAAUUAUCAAAAAGUUAAUCCAGUUCCGUUAGUAGAAUCAUAUUAUAUUGAAGGUGGACAAAAUGAUCCACCUGUUGAAAACAUUACGACUCCUAAAACUAAACUUGACCGUGAUCCAGUAAGCAUUGAAGUUAGCGGGGCAAUAUGUUUGGACAUGGACUUCCCAGAACUACUCGGAAAGGCUGCAAAAGCAUAUCUCGUACUAUCACCAGCACGGACAUGGUCCGCACACAUUGGUCUCCACCAUCUCCGAAUGGCAUCGGUUCGUGCAAUUGAAAACGGGUAUUGGAUUCUAAGAUGCGAUGGGGGUGGUGCAUCGGGUCUUAUUGACCCUCUAGGCCGCGUUCGUCACGUAGAAAUAUCCCCGAACACGAAGAAUAUGCAAUUAUUCAGUUGGGAUAUCCCUGUUGAGGAGCCUAAAAUUAAAACUAUUUAUGCAGAAUGGGGGGAAUGGUCGAUUUGGGGAACCCUAGCCUUCCUUGGAGUACUGAGAUUAGGUUGGAUAGCCGCCUGGGAGGCAUCCCCUUACCAGAUGGGGAGAACGUGGGAUGAUGGAGUUAGAAAAUUUAAAAAUGGACGGAAAUGGAUUGAGUAUAAAUAUAAUGAAAUGUUUGAAAAUGAACGGAUGAAUUUAUUAGUGUAG